Cooperia oncophora is the source of this 546-nucleotide messenger RNA. NCBI's taxonomy places the organism in Eukaryota, Metazoa, Nematoda, Chromadorea, Rhabditida, Trichostrongylidae. The record is from the annotation of a GenBank genome assembly.
AUGUCCCUACUUCAGGACGUUGCUAACAAGACAAAUGAAGAGGCUGGAGAUGGAACAACUUGUGCUACUAUUCUCGCUCGUUCUAUCACUAAAGAAGGCUUCGAUAACAUUAGCAAAGGUGCGAAUGCCGUAGAAAUUCGACGUGGUGUAAUGGCUGCUGUUGAACUAAUCGUUAACGAUCUGAAAAAGCAAAGCAAGCAGGUAACUACACCGGAAGAGAUUGCCCAGGUUGCUACCAUUUCGGCCAAUGGCGACAGUAACAUCGGUAGUCUCAUCUCCGAAGCCAUGAAGAAGGUCGGAAGAAAAGGUGUGAUUACUGUAAAGGACGGAAAAACCCUCAACGAUGAACUCGAGCUGAUUGAGGGCAUGAAGUUUGACCGUGGUUACAUUUCUCCCUAUUUCAUUAACACAUCAAAAGGCGCUAAGGUCGAAUACGAGAAGGCUUUGGUUCUGUUGAGCGAGAAGAAGAUCAGCAACGUCCAAGAUAUUGUUCCUGCACUUGAACUUGCUAACAAAGUGAGAAACCCUCUGGUGGUCAUCGCAUAG